Messenger RNA from Exaiptasia diaphana, 1247 nucleotides. RefSeq lists its product as uncharacterized. The coding region runs from base 132 to 1232 and encodes 366 amino acids. The record is from RefSeq and is a predicted model, not a curated record. NCBI's taxonomy places the organism in Eukaryota, Metazoa, Cnidaria, Anthozoa, Actiniaria, Aiptasiidae. The transcript has 6 exons.
UUUUUUAUAUCAUUAUUUAUCCAAAAAUGUUAUUUGACGUCAAGGCUGCGUGAUCACGCGUGACAAGGAAUAGCGUGACUGUCACUUUGUUGUUGAUCGAUCGCUUGGUAUCGAUCAACGCCUCCAUCAACAUGAAUCCUGUUCGCUUCACUUUCGCCGCUUUUUUCAUCUGUUCUUUUCUCUAUUUUACUCAAGUAGMAGGAGUGAUUAACAUAGUCCCACCAUAUCCUGCAAAUCCAAUUUUAAUUGAGGGCGAAUCAGCAGAACUUACUUGUAUAGCUGAAGACGAUCAAAAUGUUACCAGACCUGUAAACAURACCUUCCKCAAGAAGAUCAACAUAUAUGGUGACACAGCACCAAUACCAGACGGAGGAAACUAUACUUUCAAAAGUAGAAAUGAAUCAAAUGGUAGGCGACUGCUAGUAACAAUGGUGAUAAAAAAGAUGAUUGCAAAUCUGGCUGGUGAUUAUACCUGUCGAUCAUGGCGCCCCAAUGAUGGCAGUGACCGUGCAGUAAGGCCAGCAGGUCAUGACUUUCAUGUCUUAUACGUUGCACAAAAUAGUCUUCCCAGCCUGAACUAUUCUAAUAACGUGACUACUGAGUUUGGUAAGCCAGCAAGUUUGUUCUGCAUGCUGGCAUCAAAYGACAAAAGAGUGAGCAAUGUGAAGUUGGACAAAAUUGCCUGGUUUAAAAAUAACAUUUUCACUGGGAAAGAAGURGCACAGUUGGAAGAUAGACUCCCUAAUAUUGAUCUCCAGAUGAAAGAUCCCACUGAUGCUGGGAAAUAUACCUGUCGACUGUUCACAACCCUUUUUUCAACAAGAAAGUACAACAUUUCUGGCACUAUAACAGUUUCAAUCAAACCACGAUUUCCGUCAAUAACUGCAAACAGUGUUGGGGAUGAUGGUUAUGAAAUCACUCUGGAUGAGAACGAAAUCAUCAGAAAAAAGGGUGAAUCGGCCAAGUUCAACUGUAUAGCAGAGGGAAAUCCCAUAACAAUCACAUGGAAAAUGACACCGAAAUCUGGAGAAACAAAAGUCCUAAACCAGACAGCUCUAGUAAAUGAUAGUUCAUCGCACUACAAGUUUUCAAAUGACGAGAAAAGGCUCAAGGGAUUUUGGAUGGAGAUUCCUGAAACAAACUAUGAUGAUCGUGGUGAAUACAGAUGCUGCUUUGACAUUGAUAAUAAGCAGCAAUGUCAGAAGUUUACUUUGAGGGUUAAAGGUAUCUAACCUCACAUCUUAAUA